ACUUUGCUCGGAACGGGCGUCCUCACUAGAGCAGACAUGGCGGCCAGUUUAUCUUCGUCGGACGUUUGGAAUAAAUCUUGCGAAAUUUUUCUGGAACGAAUAGAGUUAGCCGUUCAAGAUAUUGUCAAGGACUUUUCUGAUAAUGGAUUUCAUGUAAUAUUCGCUGCUGUUCACGACAAAUAUAACCAAAAAGUAGCAGUUUCAACCAAACAUGUCGCCCAAUUAACAAAUUCGAUAUUUGACCAGCUACAAACUGUUGUUUCACAAGAAGAGACAAUUCCUACAAAAGUUGAAGAAGCCGAUUUGAAUUGUAUCGAAUUGGAAAUAGUUGAAGACGUUGAGAAAAGAAAGCGAGCUCGAAAAACAGAUGUUCUCUCGUGUGACUAUUGUGGCUAUAAGGCAUUAUACGAAAGAGUUAUGGAAAUUCACAAAAGAAAACAUACAGGCGAUAAGCCUUAUAAAUGUGACCAAUGCUCUAAACAUUUCAAGUCGGAGAAUACUCUCAGCCGCCAUAAACAAGAAAUACAUGAUCAAAUUCGAAAUUGGAAAUGUGACAUUUGCAAUUCGGCAUUUUUUAACAAGUAUUCCCUUACUCAUCAUGCUCUAGUUCAUACUGGCGAAAGAAAGUAUUCCUGUAAUAUGUGCUCUAAGUCGUUUAUGAGAAAGGGCCAUCUCGUUGCUCAUAAGAAAGCCCACUUGCCCAGUGAUAAGAAAGAAUUUAAAUGUUCUGAUUGUAAUGCAGUCUACGCCUAUAAGUCAUCUUUAAGAGAACACAUACUCAGGCACACAGGAGAGAAGCCUCAUAAAUGUGAAAUGUGUGACGAAUCCUUUCGCUAUCGAUGGCAAUUGAAAAGACACCGCCUAUCUGUUCAUGGUAAAGUUGUUGAUAGACCAUAUAUCUGUAAAAUUUGUGGAUUAGCUUGCGUAUCAGAUACAACCCUUCGAAUUCACACAACCCGUGUCCAUGAAGCUAACAACAGUAACGUAACAGAAACUGUAUUCUAUGAUACCAAUGUCGAUGGAAUCGUCGACGUUGAAUCUGUGCAACAUGACUUUGAUGAAUAA
Molecule: messenger RNA, 1065 nt
Organism: Dimorphilus gyrociliatus
Lineage: Eukaryota; Metazoa; Annelida; Polychaeta; Dinophilidae
Source: the annotation of a GenBank genome assembly